CAUAUUAAAUUGAUCAAUUUCAACUUAUAUAUAAAUUUUAGAAGGCUGAAAAUUAUCAUUUUGCCUAGGGCCCAGAUAAUCAAAACUGAGGUUGCUUCCCUCCCUCCAUCUCUCACGUACAGUCAAGCAGCCACACGCCUCGUCGAACCACUGUAGCGGGCAACCCUCUGUCCCACACUUCACCAUUUUUAAAACCUUGUGUCUGAUUCAUAAGAGAAUAGUAAAAAGCUUUGGGAUUUUUUAUGACUUUUGUCGGGCUUUUGCUAGUUCAGUUGAACAAGUAGGGCAUUGUUUGCUCCUCUCACGUGCAAUAAUACCUUUGGGGCUUUGUUUCAAGCGGUCUUCUUCCCCUUUUGGGCCGGUACGCUGCUCUUAUUGGGAUCUUAAAAGAAUUGACAAAAUUACUGUUGAAUUAUUUUUUUGGAUAAGUACUUCCUCCGUUCCAUAAUACCCGUUACAUUUUCUAUUUUUGGCAACUUCAUAUUACUUGCUGCAUUUUCGUUUUUAGUAAUAAAACAAUCAUUUAAAGUUCUACCAACCCCUAUGUUUAUCCUACUCUAUACUCUAUACUUUAUAAUAAAAUACUAUACUAUACUCUAUAAAGUAACCUAACAACCUAUUUUUUCUUUUUCUUUUUCAAUUAACAAUAAUAAAAUAAUAUACUCUAUAAAGUAAACAAUUAGCUACAGUGUAGGUCAAUCACUUUUCUUAAUCCCCGUGCCCAUGCAAAUGUAACGACUAAAACGAAACGGAGGAAGUAUAUUACUCUGUUCUAAUAAAUUUAUUUUAUUUAUUUAUUUUUAUUCGUGUUAAAAAAUAUUUUCAUUUUUAUUUUUUGACUAAACAUCAACCAAUUAUUCUAUAUUCUAUUUCUUAUUUCUAAAUAUCAUACCAUUUUAACCUACUCUAUUCAACUCUAUGUGUCAAAAGUAAACGGGCAAAAUGACUGUGACGGAGGAGUACUCCUCUAUCCCACUCCAUUUGUACAAUUUUUCAUUUUAGUUCGUCCCGAUACAAGUGUCCUAUUUUCAUUACACAAAUUACUGUAUAAGGUGGUCACUAACUCACUAUGAUAGGCACCCCAAACAUACGUUAAUAGUCUAACUAAUACAAAUUAUAAGAAUAUGAAAUUCUUGUUCUAAGGUCAUCUCACCGAGAGAAGGUCUCUCAACAAUUACUGUAUAAGGUGGUCACUAACUCACUAUGAUAGGCGCCCCAAAUGUACGUUAAUAGUCCCACUAAUACAAAUUAUAAGAAUAUGAAGUCCUUAUUUUAGGUCAUUUCACUGAGAGGCGGUCUCUUACAAGAAUUCCUAAUUUUAUUUUUCAAUAUGACUUCACUACUUUUUACUUUGUAUCUCAUCUCUUUUAUUUUUAGAUAUCUCAUCAUUUAACAUAUUAUAGUAUAUUUCUUAGUCUCUGUAUUAAAAGUAAAUGAGCAAAAUAAGUGAGACGAAAGAAUAUGAAGUUAAGUUGGUAGGACUUUGACGGUACUGUUUCUUAUCCGGAGCAUUUCACAUUGAUAACCUGACCCAAAAUUGUUCCUUGUCACGUGUACGGUCCUACACAUUGCUGAACCUUUUUUUUUUUCUAUGGAUCUGAUUAAUUACUUCUGUACCCGUUCAUCAUCGGGUCGGAUAGGGCAAAGACAAGAAGAUGCACUUUGUAUAAAGAAAUGUCGUUGGAUGAAGUACUUCUUAAAUUUAUUACAAGCAAAUAAAGGGAUAAUAGAUUACAUAUGUGAAUACAUUAUAUAUUAUUGUUGUAUAUAUCUUGAGUCGACCGGAGAUUUGUAAGGGCGUUGGUUAUGUUAUGUGUGGCUACGUAUAUAUGAACUUGCUUUGGGAGCUAAGGAGUUUAAAUGAGUGAGAGAGAAAAAGCUUAGUUUUGAAUCCAAAAGAUAAAUUCAACUCGGAUUUAAAAAAUAUUUCAAAGUUUUUGAAUCUAGAAGUAAAAAUUGAGUCGACUUUUAAUGAUCAUGAUAAACGACUUAACUUUCAUGUGAUGUAUAGGUUUUUGGCUAAAAUUAAGAAUUAUAUAUAUCACAUAAAUUUUGGGUCUUUUACCGGUCUAAAUUCGUCUAUAAUUGUUCAGGAUUUUAAUUAUUCCAAAAGCUUCAAUUGAUAGUUGCCAAUAUAUAUAUAUAUAUAUAUUCUAUCACGCUUCCUAUCAUGAGAGCCUUUUGGGCUUCAAUAUGGAUAAAAUCAUGAAACACAUCAUGAUAUUGAUGAUUACAUACAUAAUGCUAUAUAUUCCACUUAAAAUAAAUGAUAAAUGAGAUUCAAACCAUGAUCAUUCUAACACGUUGUAAUGUUGUAUCAAAUAAUCACCUCUAUAUUAGGGCAAAGCAAAGCUAGGGGCAAGGUGGGGGAUUUUACAACACUGCACAUGGGAAGAUGGCCAUCGAUGCUCAUGCUUAUGUUCACGUUAUUCUAUCUCUCUCCCCUCAUCAUCAAAGCCUCACAGCUCACCAUCCAUUUUUCUUUCUAUAUUUCACGCACAUAUACAUACUAGCAUGCAUCCUCCCAUUCUAGUCUAUACUUUAUACUCUACUUCCUCCGUCCUUUAGAUUCUGCGUCUCUGAUCAUAUAAAAUAGUUAAAUGAGGCAAAGUCAAAGAAACGGAAUAGUACAAGUUAGAGACAUGUAUUGAUUCUAUCAUGGAUGAACUUCUCUUACAAUUUAAGGAUAUAUUCCUAUGUUCUUGUUUCUCACUAAUCUUGCUAAGAUACUUAUUCUCUUUGAAGUAUUAGAGUAAGCUUAGUAAUAGUGAAACUAUAUAGAGCAUCUCAACAUUGAACAAGAUCUAGAUCUUCUAAAUCUUUUUGUGAUUAGAAAAGUGCUCCAAAUAUAUAUAUGAUGAUUGAAAAGAUCAUGUUUGAUACUUAUUAUAAUUAUAAAUAUUGGUUUUGUAUGAAUUUAGUAUACACUAAAUAUAUAAUGUGGAUCUACGUUAGACUUUAUGAAAUAUAGAUAAGAAAGUGAGUUAAUGGAACGCAGAGUGAAGAAUGUAGGCUUAUGAACAACGAAUUGGUGAGUAAUGUACAGUAAAAUUGUUGUGCACGAAGUUUUAUUACACUUAUGUGUAACACCUCAACCUCCCUUCGAUCGAUGGUGACUACCCAUAGCUUUUGUAUAUUGACUUUAAAAAACCAACACUAUUUUUUGGGUUUAUUUUUGUCAUGAUUUGUGCUCACCCUAAGAACUACUUCGAAGGUUACUUAUCUUGAUUCUAUUCUACAUACGCCUAACUAAAAAUAUUGAUGCAACACAUGUCCUCCUUAUAUUUGGUGCGAUAUAUUCUACUUGAAUUUGAAGGGGUGAUUCAGUUUCGAACCGCUACCUCUUCUCACGAUGGAUGCUGAAUUGUUUUAUACUAUGUCAAGAAACCAACUCAACCAAAAUAUAUUAUAUACUCUAAUAACUUAUCUUAAAACUACUUCACGUCAAACAUGUUUAACAAUGGAUAUCUUAAGAAAUAAACUUGCCCUAAACAAAUUCACUUUGUUGAUAUGAACAAUACUUAUUAGUAUUUAAAAUCAUUCUUUUUAAUUUUAAUAUCUACUGAGUAUAUUUUACAAGUAAUUGCAUGGAAAUAAUAUACACAAUUGACAAUAGUGAUGACAAUUCUCUUAAUCGCAUAAACUUUCACUCACUCAUAAGUCAUAACUCAUUUCCUUAGAAACACAACUCACUUAUUUUGUAAAUUAUGAAUACAAAAUAAAUCAAAAAAAAAUAUUAUUUAUGAAAACAGUAAAUUUUUCUAAAAAGAAUUAAAACUCUUACACUACGAGAAAUCAGGAAAGACUCAGAGGUUUUCAAAACAAAUUUGACGAUUUGAUAUUUAUCUAACUUUAUAAUCGAAUCUAACUUGACUCGAUUUUAAAAUAAUUUGUAACUAUACAAAAUCAAUAGUGGACAUUAAAUUCAAUUUUAAAUCGAUCCGAAAUCAAUCGAUUACCUGAAUGAAAACCUCACCGAUGAGAAAAGAUGAGGAAAAUACCAAAAGGCAAAAGGUCACGUCGGCACGUGGAGGAUGAUUCUCUUAGCGGAGUUAAUUAAUAAAAAAAUAGUGGCGACUUUACAGUAAAACCGUUGAGUCCCCCCAACUUCUCUACAGACUGUUGCUAGCUGUCUCUUAAUCCCUCCCCCAUGUGACCGCCUUCUUAUUUUCAUUUGCACCACUAUUUUUUCUACUCAAAUAAACAAAUCAUUUCUUAUUUUCUAAUUUUAAAUACAUGUUCAUUCAUACUUUAUAUGGCUAUACUAUCACUCAGCUCUAUAAAUAUUUGGUGGGAAAAUUUAAAAAAUAAGACAAAAAAAUAAUAUGAGUAGUAGAAGAAAUAUGUGGAUGAUGAGAUGAAAAUAUAAAUUGAUUGUGUAGAUGAUGAUAAAAAGAAUGUAUGACAUCACUAAAAGUAAAAUUAAAAUAAAAUAUAUUGAGACGAACUAAAAAGAAAAUUAAAGAAAGUUUGUCAACCUAGCUAUAUAGUAUAUUCUUAUUUUUAUGAUUGUUUGGUGUUGGUCGAAAAUUCCGACUAAAUACUUAUUGUUUGUACGGUAGUCAUAAAUCCCGACUAAAUUUCCUACUAAAUGAAGCAAUCUUAGUUGAAAUGGUACUAACUAAUUUUCCGACUAGCAUAAGAAUUAUUGAUACUAUUCAUUUUUUAAGUUUAUUUUAUAUAUUGCGGUUAAUGUGUUAAAAAAUAUAGUCAAGUGUAAUCUUUUUUGAAUCGUCUAAUCGAAUACUUUCAUAAUAUCAAUUUUUUAUAAUUUUUAGUUAAGCAUGACGACUAAAAAUAUAAAUUAUCAAAGUUACGCAUUGAAUUGCGUAAAAAGUGAAAUGUAGCAAUUAUAAUGAAACAGGGAAAAUAAAAUUUAAAGAAAUUGUGAUGAAAAGGAUUUUACAAUUUGAAAGCCGAAUAUCCUAGUAAAAGUUAAAGUUGAAACAAAUUUGGACUUUUGGUAUAAGUAAAAUUUAAACAUCUAAAAAUCAAUUUGAAUUUGACUUAUUGUAAAUUUCUAAGUUAAAACAAAAACAUAGCCAAUGAUCAUUUUGCACACAAAGAAUUUAUAAAAAAAAAAAAGGUUAGGGAAGAAGAAUAAAUUAUUUCAUUAAUACUUCUUCGGUCCUUAUAAAUUUGUUACCUAUUAGAGAUAAUAUAUAUAUUGUCAAAACAAAUACCUUACUCAGUAGCAAAUUUAUAAAGAUUCACCAAAUAUAAAGCCUUUACUCAUUUAGAGUAAUUAUUACUUCCACUAAAUAAAAAUCUUUAUUUAAUUCUCACUUAGUCAUUGUCUUUGAUUAACCUAUCCUCUUAUACAUCAACAUAAAAAAUAUACACAAAUUUUUGUGAGAGACAGUUUCUUUGAUAAGACUAUAUCUAAUUUAGUCAGUCAAUUAUUACUUUCUCCGUUCCAUAUUAAUUACAAUAUUAAAAAAAAUGACACUAAUUAUUCAUCGCUCUUAAUUUGUGAUUAAUUAUUGAUCUAUAAGUUAAAAUAUAAUGAAGUGAGAUCUUGUUUGAUUUGUCUCAUUGCAAAAAUUAUUAAUAUUAAAAUUUUUUUAAUUAUUUAUCAAACAUAAUUAAAGAUAUUAAGAAUUAAAUUAAAGCAUAUCAAUUUAAUGAAGUUUUUAUGGGCUAAGCCUCUGACAACCGAAAAGAAUAUAGAGAGCUUACUUAGAAGUUAGAAUAAUGAGUUUUUGGCAAUCCACUUUAAUACACCAUCUUAUCCUCCUCUAACUCCAUUUCUAAGGGAUACCCAAAUUUCAUAGCACAAAACCCACCAUUUUUGUACCUCCAUUUCUUCCCACCCAAAAGAUCAAAUGGCACAAUUACCCCCCAAGAUCCCCAACAUUCCUCCCCAAACAUACCCUCCAUUAUCUUUCUCACCUCACCAAAAACCCCUUACACCUCCGUUAACAAACACUCCCAACAACACCAAUAAUCCAUCAUGGGUCGACGACUUCCUCGACUUCACAUCCACCCGACGUGGGACCCACCGCCGAUCCGUAAGCGACUCCAUUGCCUUCCUUGAAGCAGCUCCUUCUGGUUGUGGUUUUGAUAAGCUUGAUGAUGAACAGUUAAUGUCAAUGUUUUCUGAUGAGAUUUCAGCAGGAAUUCAGGGUAUGGUGGGCCCCAUUUCUUCACAUAAUUCUGAUGAAGAUUCAAAUGAUGAAGAAAAAACAGUUAUGUCCACUGAUGAUAAUAAUAAAGAUUGUGAUAAUAAAGAGAAUAAUAAUGAGAAGGUUUUUGAAUGCUUACUUAAAAGUGAGCCUGGUGAAGUUGAAAGUGUUUGUAAAAUUGUUUCUGAUAAUUAUCAAAUCUCUGCUAAUUCUUCGGAUAAUAAUGCUAAUCAACAAUCUGAUCAUAGUGAUAAUUACGUUGAUCCUAAGCGUGUUAAGAGAAUUUUGGCGAAUCGACAAUCGGCGCAAAGAUCAAGGGUGAGGAAAUUGCAAUACAUAUCGGAGCUUGAGAGAAGUGUAACGACAUUACAGACGGAGGUAUCAGCCUUGUCUCCAAGGGUUGCGUUUUUGGACCAUCAGAGAUUGAUUCUUAAUGUGGACAAUAGUGCUCUUAAGCAAAGAAUUGCUGCUUUGGCUCAAGAUAAGAUUUUUAAGGACGCACAUCAAGAAGCAUUGAAGAAGGAAAUAGAGAGGUUGAGGCAAAUAUAUCAACAACAACAAAGUCUGAAGAAGAUGAACAUAAACACUAGCCCUAAUAACACUCCACAUGCACUUUCUUCACCAUCUGAUCAUAACAUGGCUUGUACGGACAAAGAGCAGCUUAUGACUUAGUCUGAUCUUCAACUACCAAUUAUUAUUCCUCCAACAAACUUUAACAUUUUUUUUAAUUAUAUAUAUAUAUAUAUAUAUAUAUAUAUAUAUAUAUAUAUAUAUAUAUAUAUUGUGUGUGUGAAAAAAAAUUGUUAGUAGUAGUGAAUACUACUAGUGGUGUUCAUGGUGGUGGGAUUAGCUAACCUGUUCAUUUCACAUGAUAUGUUCCCUUUUUCAACCUUUUUCGUUUUAAAAAAAAUUAUUGAAUUUUUUUAUGAUAUUUUAAUAGAUUCCUUUAUUAGGGGUAUGGCCGGAGGAUUUGUUAUAGGCAAGAGGGAAUAAGAUAUUUUUUAUUAGGCGGUAAGAAUCGAACUCUAUAAGAUUGAAAAUAAAGGUUUUGGGAUCAGCCUGUAAUUCUCGUUUAUUAAUUAGAUUUGGAUGAUCGGAGGAUGGAAAACUGACACAUGUCUCACAAGUAUUGGGUUUAGACUCUAGAACAUUGUUUUGGAUUUUUUUUUUUGUAAUUUUUUUUUUUGUAAUUUUUUUUUUUUUUGUAAUUUUUUGAGGUAAUUGUUAUUCUUUUAGUAAAAAGAUUAUUUUGGGAGACAGGAAAAGGGUAUUGGGAUGUAUAAAAGGAAGAAUGUGGAGGCUGUCAGUUUGACUGAAUGUGUUUCAAUGUCUCGUUGUGGUUAGUGGUAACAUCUUUUCAUUAUUUGUAAUAGUUUUCUACUUUUAUUAUUUUUUUUUGGAAAAAAAAUUCAUAGAUAUGCAAUUGUAUAAAUAAUUUCAAUUUAUUUAAGAAAAAAAAGCUCCAAAUAAUUUGCAUUGUGUAUAAUUUUUUUGUCCAUUUUCAUUCAAUAAUAUAAUGUUGUUUAAAAAAGCCAAAACUAUAAUUCUAAGAAUGACACUUCAAGCCUCUAAUCAAUUGAGCUUAUCAACUUACGCUACAUCCCAUCAAAAGAAUAUAAGUAUUAC
This is a messenger RNA of Amaranthus tricolor (Joseph's coat), 7751 nucleotides long. Its product is annotated as basic leucine zipper 61-like. Gene Ontology annotation, cellular component: nucleus. NCBI's taxonomy places the organism in Eukaryota, Viridiplantae, Streptophyta, Magnoliopsida, Caryophyllales, Amaranthaceae. The transcript is spliced from 6 exons. Gene Ontology annotation, molecular function: DNA binding; DNA-binding transcription factor activity. The record is from RefSeq and is a predicted model, not a curated record. Gene Ontology annotation, biological process: positive regulation of DNA-templated transcription. Bases 5826 to 6797 code for a protein of 323 amino acids.